GUUUAAUAUACUAUAAUCAUCAAUUUAAGUAAAUUAUUUUUAAUAUUUGUACACUUUAAUCUCAAUCUUCUAUAGUAUACCAUAUCAUAUGUACAUGUUUGUAUUAUUUUUUAUUGAUAUAUAUUAUGAAUGACCCUAAUCAGUAUGCCCAGGCUGUUCAAAACCAGGGGUAUUUAAUUAGUGGUCCACGUAAUUCAAGGCAUCAUGUAAAUUCAGCUACACAUAACGUUAGUGAUAUGAAAAAUAAUCAUAUGACUAAUAUGGGCCACAGUCCAAUCCAAAUAGUGCCUACACAAAUUUCUCAAAGACAGCAAACGCUAUAUUUGCAAAGCAAUGUGGCUUACCAAGGAACCAGUAAUCCAGCUUAUUAUCAAUUUCCUCCACAGCAGGCUUCACAGACAGCCUUAUUAAUGCCAUAUGUAAACUACUCUUCUGCCAGUCAACAAG
Diuraphis noxia (Russian wheat aphid) is the source of this 447-nucleotide messenger RNA. Its product is annotated as eukaryotic translation initiation factor 4 gamma 3-like. Gene Ontology annotation, cellular component: eukaryotic translation initiation factor 4F complex. The record is from RefSeq and is a predicted model, not a curated record. Gene Ontology annotation, molecular function: protein binding; mRNA binding; translation initiation factor activity. NCBI's taxonomy places the organism in Eukaryota, Metazoa, Arthropoda, Insecta, Hemiptera, Aphididae.